Messenger RNA from Archocentrus centrarchus (flier cichlid), 3088 nucleotides. It is a transcript of the gene tsku, whose product is annotated as tsukushi small leucine rich proteoglycan homolog (Xenopus laevis). Gene Ontology annotation, molecular function: protein binding. NCBI's taxonomy places the organism in Eukaryota, Metazoa, Chordata, Actinopteri, Cichliformes, Cichlidae. The record is from RefSeq and is a predicted model, not a curated record. The transcript is spliced from 3 exons. The coding region runs from base 215 to 1261 and encodes 348 amino acids.
GCAGGCGAGUGUGUCCCAGUGUUGGCAGUUCCUGACAGUUUACUGCGGCGGAGCGGAGCAGACGGUCAGGGGGUGUUUUGCGGAGCUCAUGAAGACCAGCGGACAGACGAGCCGGCGGGACGCGGGAGCGCGGUGGAGGGCUGGAAAAUGGGAGCAGUGAAGUGAAAAGCAGCCCGAAAAGCCGACUGCCUGGAUAGAAGGCACCAAAAGCAUAAUGGCCCUCCUGCUGUGGUUUGGUGUCUCGCUGCUGGCAGCCGUCCAGUCCAGCGCUGUUAAGAACUGCCAUCCCGGUUGCCACUGCGAGGUGGAAAGCUUCGGCCUGUUCGACAGCUUCAGCCUGACCAAAGUGGACUGCCGAGGGCUGGGACCCAGCGCCUCCAUGCCCAUACCAAUCCCACUGGACACUGCUCACCUGGACAUGUCCUCCAAUGCAAUGGGCCCACUCAGUGACACAGUGUUAGCUGGUCCAGGCUACACCACCCUCAUCAGCUUGGACCUCAGUAGUAACCACAUUACAAAAAUAAGCCCCAGCGCGCUGUCCAAGCUGCGCUAUCUGGAGUCUUUGGACCUGAGCCACAACAACCUGGAGAGCCUCUCACCGAACUGUUUCUCUGGGCUCCCCCUGGUUGAAGUUGACCUCAGCCACAACAGCUUCCAGGAGUUUGACAUGGAUGUGUUUGCGUCUAAGGUUAAUGGUGAACCUGUCAGCGUGGAUCUGUCUCAUAACAAGCUUGUUUCAGUCUCCACCACUUUGCACGGCAGAGUUUUGCACAUCCAGAGUUUAACUCUGUCAUCAAACCAGCUGUCGAGUGUACCGAGCCUGGCAGGACUUCUGCUGAGGUAUCUCAAUCUGGAUGGGAACCCCAUCACACAAAUUCCCGAGGGAGCCUUUGCCCAGCUGAAAGAUCUGGUUUAUUUAUCCCUGAGUGGCCUCCACCAGCUUGAGGAAAUCCAGCCGCACAGCUUCAAAGGCCUCCAGAGCCUGCAAGUUCUGGAUCUCUCCAGCAACCCUAAGCUCAGGAGCCUGAGCCCCGCAGUGUUUAGCGGCCUAGACUCUCUGCAGGAGCUGAACUUGACCGGUUCUGGUGUGGCAUCCUUGCCAACUAACAUGCUGACCCACCUGCCCAGCAUUAAGAGUAUCACACUGGGACAAAACACCCGCUGCUGGAGGACCCAGAAGCAGGGACUUUUCCACCGGCAGAUGGGGCAGGUCCAGCAUAACGAGGUGCUGACCUGUAACAUGGAGGGCAUUGCACUCUGAGACUGUGCCUGGGGGAAUGGACCACUCUUUGCAAUCUUGAACCAGAGCUGUGCCUUAUCUGCUUGGAAAUGGAAAACACUUUUUGGUGUGUGUAUGUGUGUGUGUUUAUAUGUGUGUGUGUGUGUGUGUGUGUGUGGUGUGUGUGUGUGUGUGUGUGUGUGUGUGUGUGUGUGUGUGUGUGUGUGUGUGUGUGUUGCUCUCAUUAAGUCACAUCUGUUCCAAGGUGAUAUUGUAGAGUAUUGCUUAAAGAUCUGAGGCAGCCUUCAUGAAAUAUCAUACAAAACGCAGUCUUAUUUUAUGUAGCACAUUUUCUUUAGCAUGCCGUGUUGUCUACACUGGUAGAGAACCUGUCAUGAAUUCACAACUUAAGCGAUGUUUAUGCAUUACUUAAAGUACUGAAUUCAUGCACUUCAGAGCUGGACCAUGUUAAGUUGUUUGCACUCAUUCCAUUUGCAGUAUUGUUUUAGAAUAAUGCACUUAAACAUUUGCAAAAUAGAAUUCCUUUAAAGCGUUGCUGUUCGCACUGAAGGAUUUUGUUGACUGUCGACCACUAAGAUUUUUUUUCACGUGACUUUGAAUGUGAUGGUUGGUAGAAAAGAUUAGGGGAGCGUUUUCUUAAGAAGACUGACACCACUCUCAUCUUUAGAGAAUGAAGUUUAUCUUAGCACAAAGGCUGGAAGCAGAGGAAGCAGCCUAGCUCUGUCAGAGGAACCUCUUCUCCAGCGACGAGGCGCCAGUGCCCGAUCUGAAAACUGGUUCCACGUACUCCCACCAAAACGAGACAGGUGCCAAACAAAGCUGCUCUUUUUAAUCGCUGUUGAAGCGGCUCACAUCAGAUGCUGCAAAUUCUCAGAUGAUUUCCAGACUUUGGUCUGUUUGCCCACAGAUAUUACUCAACUUUCACCGCAUAGCACUGACGAUGGUCAGCGUUCAAACCUGUCGAUUUGUCGGCCAGUUAUUAAGAGGCGGCGUGGCAGAACUGGCUUAGCACAGUUCUGGAAGUAAAGUUUAUUUAACAUGUUGCAUGCCUUGUUUGAUUCAUACAAACACAGUCCACCUACAAGAGGUGGAACCUGUGCAUUUGGUGGAUUUUUGUUGCUUUUGCACAGAAUCAGGCUGCCUACGUACACCGCCUUAUCCAGUCUUAAUGUUAAAUUAAGCCAACUAGCUGCUGGUUGAAGCAAGUAUUUCACAAAAACACUGAACUCUACAAUCCAAGGAGCAGAUUCCUUAAUAUUCAGCACAGCGUGCGUGAGAAACAGUCUUGUUACACGUACUAAAAUUUUACAAAAUUACCAUUUCAUUACUUGAUUUUUUUUUUUUAAUUUAAAUUAAUUUUUUUAUAUGUGUGUGUGUGUGUGUGUAUGUGUGUCUGUCCAUGGAGCGCUAAUCAAACAUGCGGUCCACUGUUUGGACUGUUCCUCUUCACAGCUACACUACAAAUUUGGUGUAAAGCCUUUGCAGAUGGUGCAGGCGUGUGCGCGUUAAUGUUUAUCCCACAGCGACCACACUGACCUGGAGCUUUUACGUGCCGCCAGGUCGACAUCCAGCUGAACAGGACAGGUUGUUUCAAGGCAAACUGGCUCGUAUGCAGCGUUAUCACUUAUUAUCACAUACUUGGUAAUGAAGCGGUGCUGGCGUGUGUUAAUUUUUAAGCAUCGAGCAGCGCUGUGCUACCUUGGCAUUCCUGUGGUUUUCAGAGCAGCCCCAAGACUGCAUGUUGGGGUUUUAUUCAUGUCUGCACUCUGUAAAGGCUCCAGCUUUUAAAUCUUUUCAGUUUGCUUAUUGGGAAAUCAAAGUCUUUAUAUUUGUAUGUAUGUAACUACA